AUGAACUUCUCUGGAGGCAAGAAUAGCAUUUUCACUAGUACUACAUUUCAGGGCACAGAAGACAGAAAGCAGGAAGGAGAGUGGAGUCUGACCUCAGAAGACAAAGAGCUCAUUAUCAAGGGGCACCUACUUUGCUGCUAUGCAGGGAAGGUGUGCGAUGGGAGAAAGCGAGCAGAGAUCCUUCAUAGGGCUGAUGGGGCGGGCUUUGCAAUGAGGACAUUGCACCAGCGUCUUUGUGGCCUAGCAGAGGGAAUCCUUGUGAGGAUUCGUUUUGGGCAGCCCUAUGUUCUGCUGACUGCAGGCCUCUGGGGAGGAAACCAAGACCCAUCAGAAGUACGAAAUGGUGAGUGCUCUUUGGGCUCCUGCAAUCCUGCCUGGCAAGUUUGGGACAGUAGCUUCUUUGUGGCUCCAACACCCACAAGCAGCCUUGAGGCCGUGGUCUCCUGCUUUUCUGUCUUGGUGAAGUUGCUUCCCCCUCAAUCGCCAGCCAUCUUGGGUGCAUCCACGCUGGACCAUCUAAAAAGAUUUUUCAGCACUGGCGAUGCUGAGGCCAGGCUGAUGUCAAAAGUAAAUGGUUGCAAACUCUGUAUUCGAAACUUAAACCAGGAAAUGCAUGGGUUUGGUGUCAGUGUACUGGAGCCAGUAAAAUUUGAGGAUGUGGCAGUGAACUUCACCUCAGAAGAGUGGGCUGUGUUGGAUUCUAGUCAGAAGAAGCUCUACAGAGAUGUGAUGAAGGAAACAUUUUUGAACCUGAUCUCCAUAGAAAAAGCACUAGAAGAAAAUAUUGAAGAGGACUAUAAAAAUCUCAGCAGGAAUAUGGGAAUUCAGAGGAUUGAGAAAGACCAUGGAAGUGAAUGUCAUAAUGAGUGUGAUAAAAAUCAGCCAGCUAGUCCAGAGAGUAUGAUCAUUAAAGACACGCCUUGCAGAGUAAGAGUUCAUGAGACUCCAUUGCUUGUAACAAAUAUCAUUGGUGAUUUAUCCUUACAAGGGUAUCUCAGAGAAAAAGAUAGAGGGAAACCACCACUGUAUAAGGGAGCUGUGGCAAAAGCUUAUAAACAUCAGAAUCAUUGGAAAGUAAUCAGUUGUUCUAAAUCCCUUCAGGUACUUGAAACUUCUCCUGAAGAGAAACCCAGGAAAAAACAAUAUAAAGAAGCCUGUAGGAGUUUGUGUUUAGAUGAGUCUCAGGAAAGAACUUAUACUGGAAAUAAACUCAAUGAGGAUACCUUCAUGAGAUACACACAGGGACAGAAUGAUGAACAAAACCAUAAAGAAGUGGAACAAUUUGUAUGUAGUUUCUGUGAAGAAUCCUUCAUUGAUUCCAGUGAGCUUUCCAACCAGGAAAAAAGUCAUAUUGAAGAGGAAAGGUACAUUUGUAGGCAAUGUGGCCGAACAUUUAAAUAUAAAACAUGUUUUGAGAAACAAAAAGUAAGUCACAAAGGAGAGAAGCCAUAUGCUUCUAUACAUUAUGGAAAAGCCUUCACCCAAUUCAAUCAUCAUAACAGUCAUGAAGGCAGUUACAUUGAACAAAAGCAUUAUUCCUGCAAGCAUUGUGGAAAAAACCUCACCAGUUCUUCGUAUCGAAACAUUCAUGAAAGAAUUCACACGGGAGAGAAACCUUAUGCAUGUAAGCAUUGUGGAAAAGCCUUCAACAACCGCAAUAGUCAUAAUAUACAUGAGAGGAGCCACACUGGAGAGAAACCUUAUACAUGUAAGCACUGUGGAAAAAACUUCACCAGUUCUUCUUAUCGAAACCUUCAUGAAAAAAUUCACACUGGAGAGAAACCUUAUGCAUGUAAGCAUUGUGGAAAAGCAUACAGCACUUCCAGUGCUUGUCAUUUUCAUGAAAGAAUGCACACGGCAGAGAGAAUUCAUACAUGCAAGCAUUGCGGAAAAGCUUUUUUCUGUCUCAAGCAUCUGAAAAGGCAUGAAAUAAUUCACACUGGAAAAACGCCUUAUGCAUGUAAGCAUUGUGGAAAAGCCUUCAACCACUCCAGUAGUUGUAACAGACAUGAGAGGAACCACACUGCAGAGAAACCUUAUGCAUGUAAGCAUUGUGGAAAAAAGUUCGCUAGUUCUUUUUCUCGAAACAUUCAUGAAAAUAUUCACACUGGAGAGAAACCUUAUGCAUGUAAGCAUUGUGGAAAAGCCUUCAACAGUCCCAAUAGUCGUAAGAAACAUGAAAGUAGACACACUGUAGAGAAACCUUAUGUGUGUAAGCAUUGUGGAAAAUCAUUCAACAACCCCAGUAGUUGUAAUAGACGUGGAAGGAGUCACACUGCAGAAAACCGUUUUCAUGUAGACAUUGUAAAAACUCCUAUACCAGCUUCAGUUCUUGUAAGACUAAUGAAGAGUGUUCACAUUAAAGGGAAUUCAUAUACAUUUAAGCAGUGUGAAAAAGUGUUUACCUGCUCCAAUCACCUGAACAUUCAUGAAAAGAUUCACACGGAGGAAAAGUCUUGA
Alexandromys fortis (reed vole) is the source of this 2460-nucleotide messenger RNA. Its product is annotated as zinc finger protein 709-like. Gene Ontology annotation, biological process: regulation of DNA-templated transcription. The record is from RefSeq and is a predicted model, not a curated record. Lineage: Eukaryota; Metazoa; Chordata; Mammalia; Rodentia; Cricetidae. The transcript is spliced from 8 exons. Bases 1 to 2460 code for a protein of 819 amino acids.